GAGUCAAAUUCAGAAGGGAGUGCGUAUGUGUAUCUAUGUGUGUUCAAUUUAACGGCAAGCCUUCACUCAACAGCGAUGGCAGUCCAUACAUCCAGGAUGUUUUCGUUGCUCCUUAUAAUGACAGUUUGUUUUGUGGUUUUGAUUCUAUCUCAGGAAAGGUUAUCAAAACGUUGGAUAACUUUCCCAGGAAAACAUGAACUCAGAUGGGAAAGCUUUUCAUUUGAUAUUAAACUCUGGGGACAGAAAGAAAAAACAACUGCACCACUUUCUGUGUCUACCACAACCAGCCGAGCAAAAAAUGAUGAUUCAACACAAACAAACCCAGUGACAGAGCUGAAAUACUCUACACAUGGAGCCGUGGCUGAGACUCCAAUACCUCUCCUCUACCAAGGAAAUUUCACAAAGCUUCCUCAGUGGGAUUUUGAUGAUGUCUAUAACCAGGAUGCCCCACCUAGACCAACAACAUGUGCCCAAUCACUUCGAAACUCUCAGGAUGAGAACUUCAAGAAGGCUUUUCUUCCCAACAUACGUUUGUUUCUGCACAAGGACAACAUUAACAUGAGCGAGUGGAAUCGCCUUUCACAUUUUAACAAUCCUUUUGGGUUUAUGGAGUACAAAUAUGAUGAUGUGAUGGCUUCAGUGAAGCUGAUUCCAAAGCCAAAAGAGCCACUGCUCCUCCCGAAACCAGGUGGUGAUGGCUGUGUUCACUGUGCUGUGGUGGGUACUGCGGGAAUUCUGAACGGCUCAAAAUUGGGUGCAGAGAUCGAUGCUCAUGAUUACGUUUUUCGGAUGAACGGUGCAGUUACCAAAGGUUUUGAGGAAGAUGUAGGAAACAGAACAUCAGUGUACGUUCACACAGCGCACUCCAUCACUGCAUCGCCUUCUGCUUUUGGGACGUAUGGAUACAAAUCUGCCCCUCAUGAUGAGGGAAUAAAAUAUGUGAUGAUUCCUGAGGGGAUGAGAGAUUUUCAAUGGCUCAAGGGUCUUCUCAAAGGACAGCAGGUCUCUGGUGGCCAAUUCGACAAGGAAUGGCCAAGGGACUACUAUUCAGGGCAGUACAAUGAGAGCCGCUUCUACGUUCUACACCAGGACUUCCUCCGAUACGUGAGGAACAGGUUCCUAAAGUCACCUAAUCUGAAUGAAACAUUCUGGCCAAUAGUCAGACCAACCAAUGGAGCGUUCACUCUCUUCCUGGCUUUGCACACAUGUGAUACAGUGGAUGCAUAUGGAUUCAUGACUGAUGAGUACAUGAAAUACUCCAACUACUACUUUGAGAAGUACAUUAAAAGUAAUGUAAUUUUCUAUGCCAACCAUGACUACAUUUUGGAGAAGAAUACAUGGAAAAGCUUUCACAAAAGAAAAAUAAUAAAACUGUAUCAAAGAACGGAGCCAGAAACGAAGACAGAAACCCCGAAGCAACACUGAGUUCCCACUUAAUGACAGAACCCGCACCACUGAUCUGUUGAUAUUCAAAGCUUGUUUCAGGCAGCACAUUGGUGCAGUGGUUAGCCUAAGAAAGUCCUGUGUUCAAAUCCACCAUAUCGCCAGGGACUAAGAUCCAUCCCCCCUGUGACCCUCAGUUGGAUAAGUGGAAGAUGGAUGGAUGGAUGGAUGGAUGGAUGGAAUGAAGGUGAUCUGAUUUGUUCUAGUUUGUUUGGGAUGUUUUGCCAGUCCUAAAGGGGUCCUCAGGCCAGUAUAAAACAAAAUCACAAGCAGAAAUCUUUAAAUGAAAGACAUUAUAACAUCUUGUUCUAUAAGUCAGCCUAAAGGUUUAUUUCAUGGGACGUUUUGUAUUUUUUAUAUUAUGAGACAACCUGAUUGCUUUUAGCUGAAGGUAAAAGGACUCCUCCAAGGUUUAUAACUCUAAACUAUAACUAAAUUGUCUCAAGGUUCAGAUUUAUUUAUUUAUUGUCAUUAUGUUACAAGAACGUAACAAAAAUUACAGUGGUGCUCUCGGUGAUAAAGAAAAUACAAAAACGAUUGAUAAAUAAAUAAGAUUAAAACGGGGCAAAAAAUCAAAAAGGUAAGUGCAGAAGACUUUAGCACUCUUUGGAGUACAUGCAUACUGAUAUGCAAAGAAAAGUUGAUGAUACUGCAAACCAACACGUAUGGAUCAGUAUUUAAGGUUUGACUCUCAUCAUCCACUGGAGCACAAACUGGGUGUCAUCAGGACACUACAACAUGGAGCGAACACCACCCCCACGCUUACAGUGGCCAGGGAAGCAGAAGAGCAUCAUAUCAAGAUGACCCUGAGUAAAUGUGAUUAUUCCAGCUGGACAUUUGUUAAAGCUGGGAAGGCGCCUAACGAAAACUUCAGCCAAUCCAGGAGAGAAGGACAACCGCUGACUAAGUAAGAACCCUUAGUGAUCCCUUAUGUCAGGAGUAUUGGAGCAGUUGAGACACAUUCUCUUUAAAUAUCAUGUCUCUGUGGAUUACAAACCUCAAAACACGCUGCGCCAAAAAUUGGAGGAUUGUCAUGAUUUAUACGUCGGGGAAACCAAACAAUCACUGGCGAAGUGGAUGGGACAACACGGAAGAGCUAACUCGUCAGGCCAGGACUCUGCAGUCUAUUCACAACUACAGGCCAGUGGACACUCUGUCAAUGAUGAGGAUGUACACAGGGAGCAAUGCUGGUUUGAGUGGGGAGUCAAGGAGGUCAUUUAUGUAAAAAGGGAAAAAGUGAAAAGGGCAAGACAGUAUCUUUUGUAUUUAUUGUUUCAGUCUUGUGUUGAGUUGUCCUACAUCAUUGUGUGUUCCCUUCUUUUUCUGAGAGUCUCCUACUGUUUGUUAGUACUUCCAUUCCCGUUAUAUCCCAGUAAAUCCUUAAUUUUUGCUUUCAGUUUUUUGAUAGCAAAGAUUCAGGAUUCAAAUCAUCAGAACAACUUUGUAUCGCAUCCUUCACUAUCUUACUACAAGUAAAAGGUGGUGUCUGUCAAACAUGGCCAACAUGUUUGUUCUGUUUGUUUUUUCCUUAUUGAAAAAUCGAUCGAUCACCCCCAUCUUUGAGUGAAUGCAACAUAACCUUUUCAAAGUAAUAUCUUCAAUGCUGGAUUCUUAACAUGUACAUUUUCAGAUUCUGAUACUAUAACAUUUUGCAUUUUAUUUUAGUAAAUAUUUAGUAUAUUUUAGUUACUGUACAAUGCAAUAAUAGUGUUAAGUUAAUUAAUUACAAAUAAAAUGCUCGACUGUACUAAAUAAGUACAGAAUUACUUAUAAGCAGGGUUAAUUGUUUUUAAUUGUGUCAGAAGCACAAAUAAUAUUUGUUGUCAAAACUGACCAAAUCAUAUUGAUUUAUUGAAUAUGCUUUUUAGCACCAAUGAAUUAAUUUUUGUAUAUAUACAACU
Oreochromis niloticus (Nile tilapia) is the source of this 3344-nucleotide messenger RNA. Its product is annotated as alpha-N-acetylgalactosaminide alpha-2,6-sialyltransferase 1-like. NCBI's taxonomy places the organism in Eukaryota, Metazoa, Chordata, Actinopteri, Cichliformes, Cichlidae. Gene Ontology annotation, molecular function: alpha-N-acetylgalactosaminide alpha-2,6-sialyltransferase activity. Gene Ontology annotation, biological process: oligosaccharide biosynthetic process. The transcript has 9 exons. The coding region runs from base 76 to 1425 and encodes 449 amino acids. The record is from RefSeq and is a predicted model, not a curated record.